GGUCUCCCUCCGCCUGCGUGACCCUGACGCUCAGUGGCACGUCUGUGACGUCACUGGGCCAAGGGCGGAAGCAGAGCGUGGAGGAAACAACAAGCAGCUUAAGGGAGAUUGGAGGCUUGACUGAUUUUUCUGUCACAAUGGAUCUGCUGUUUGGACGCCGAAAGACCCCGGAGGAGAUGCUGCGGCAAAAUCAGCGGGCACUGAACCGUGCCAUGCGAGAGCUGGACCGUGAGCGGCAAAAACUGGAAGGCCAAGAAAAGAAGAUAAUUGCUGACAUCAAGAAAAUGGCCAAACAGGGACAGAUGGAUGCAGUGAAGAUCAUGGCAAAAGACCUAGUACGAACACGGCGCUAUGUCAAGAAAUUCAUCAUGAUGCGGGCCAACAUCCAAGCAGUGUCUCUCAAAAUACAGACCCUCAAAUCUAACAACUCGAUGGCUCAGGCAAUGAAAGGUGUUACCAAAGCCAUGGCGACCAUGAAUAGACAGCUCAAAUUGCCCCAGAUCCAGAAGAUUAUGAUGGAGUUUGAGAAGCAAUCGGAGAUCAUGGACAUGAAGGAGGAAAUGAUGAAUGACGCCAUCGAUGAUGCCAUGGGAGAUGAGGAAGAUGAGGAGGAAAGGCACGUGCUUGUGUGCAUGUGCGAGUGGCAGCACCAGUGUUUGCACAUGCGCAUGAGAGCGAGAGCGCCUGCACAAGCACGCGCAGGCACAAACAGCCUUUGUGGGGACCUGCCUUCGACUGGCGGUUCUCUGAGCAUAGCAGCAGGGAAGAAAGCCGAGGCCUCAGCUGCUCUCGCGGAUGCCGAUGCCGACUUGGAGGAACGGCUAAAGAACCUACGGCGGGAUUAGUGGACCCACAGUUUGGCACCCCUCCCCUGCCAGGGUUUAGCCUCUUAAAACACUGUUGAUAUUGAGAUGAUCUUUGCUUUAGCAAGGAGUGGAGCCUUGCAGCUUUUUGAGGGGUAGGUGAUGGCAAGUGGCUUAAGGCAAGGACAGGGGUUAAAAUGGAGUGAUGCAAGUCUCAUAUUUUCCGCUCCACUUCCUUUUAAAAGGACUUUAAAUGCCACUUGCUGAGGUAGGGGUGGGUAAACGGGUUUUCUUCUUUUCCUGUAUCUUCUACAUGCCUCCGUUCCACAAGCCUCGGAGGUGUUAGCUCCUUGCCGAAUGAAGGGCGGGCGUGGGGUGACAAUAGCCUCAUGUAAUCCCUGCCCGUUCCUCAGUUUUCUCAUAUUGACGGGAAGAAGGUGGAUGGGGGAGAGAAAAGAUGUGACAGUCAGCACCUUGGUUGACACCUCCUGCCCCUGUGAAGGUGGCAAGAGAUGUUCCAGCACUUUCCAGGCCUAAAGCUUUAUGUUUGGCUCAGCCUCCUGGAGACAGGAGUGCCUCAUCAUUGUGUCUGUCUCCUUCUUGUAAUAAAGGUUGUAGAUUUGUACUGAAA
This is a messenger RNA of Pogona vitticeps (central bearded dragon), 1434 nucleotides long. The record is from RefSeq and is a predicted model, not a curated record. Lineage: Eukaryota; Metazoa; Chordata; Lepidosauria; Squamata; Agamidae.